This is a messenger RNA of Enhydra lutris kenyoni (northern sea otter), 1449 nucleotides long. RefSeq names its product adaptor related protein complex 4 sigma 1 subunit (gene AP4S1). Gene Ontology annotation, cellular component: intracellular membrane-bounded organelle. The transcript has 6 exons. Gene Ontology annotation, biological process: protein transport; vesicle-mediated transport. Lineage: Eukaryota; Metazoa; Chordata; Mammalia; Carnivora; Mustelidae. Bases 403 to 837 code for a protein of 144 amino acids. The record is from RefSeq and is a predicted model, not a curated record.
GGAAAAGAUAAUAAAAUGUCCAUCCCAGACCCUCUCCUCGGGCUCUCCGUCGCAACAGGCACAAUCAAAAGCAAGCUUAAUGCCCAAUAACCCCGCGCCGGACUCUCCCACAGAGAAGAGUUUAGCCCCAAGCCCCGGAGGCCAGGCAGGCCGCCUCCAGAGGAGCCCCCGCAGACGCCAUACUAAAAGUCAAAAUGGCUGCCCCAAGGAAGCCCGCACCGCGCAGCUAGUAAGGGUUGGGGAACAAGCUUCUGCGGGAAAGGGGGAGGGGGACUCUCGGAAGAGCCGUCGCCAGAACCGUAGGCAGGACUAUCGCCCCCCGAGCUGCACAGGUUCUAAUUACAGCCACCCCUUGACAUAACUUUUGAACUAUCUGGAAAAAUACCGCCCAGGAAAAAAAAAAUGAUAAAAUUUUUCCUAAUGGUGAAUAAACAAGGACAGACCCGACUUUCUAAAUACUAUGAACAUGUGGAGAUCAAUAAGCGUACACUUCUGGAAACAGAAGUCAUAAAGAGCUGUCUCUCCCGAUCCAAUGAACAAUGCUCUUUCAUUGAAUUUAAGGAUUUUAAGCUGAUAUAUCGACAGUAUGCUGCUCUAUUCAUUGUGGUUGGAGUUAACGACACUGAGAACGAGAUGGCCAUUUAUGAAUUCAUCCAUAAUUUUGUGGAAGUGUUAGAUGAGUACUUCAGCCGAGUGAGUGAACUAGAUAUAAUGUUUAAUUUGGAUAAAGUGCACAUCAUUUUGGAUGAGAUGGUGUUAAAUGGCUGCAUUGUGGAAACAAAUCGAGCAAGAAUUCUUGCCCCUCUACUCAUUCUUGAUAAAAUGUCAGAAAGCUGAAUGAUAGAAGGCUCUACCAGACAUCAACCUGUAAAAAUGGGAAUACCUCUCUACAUCUGUAGCCCAAAAAAUGUGGAAGACUGCACACUGCAAAAGGGGGUGUCCUUCCAAAGACAUUUUAAAUAGGUGUUUUCCGUAGUUCCUAAAUGGAAAACAAAGCUGUAUUUUAAAAUAUGGUCUACAAAGAAAAAUUUUUCUCUGAACUAAGCGACGAGUUUUAUUUUCUAAACAUAAGCAUUUUUUUCCCACCUGUUCAAAUUUUUUUGAGUUCUGAAGGUAACUUUUUCGUUCUCUGCUUCCCUAUGCACGUUUAAUUCAGGAUUAGCAGCAUGGGAAGAACAUGUGACAACUAUCAGCCAAUAAAAUUUUAAACACACAUAGUACUUUGAAUGUUUUCUGAAUGUUCUUUUUCCUUAAAAUGUUUUAAGUCAAAACUUUACAAAAUUGUGUAACUAAUAAAAAUUGAGAAUUAAAUUUCAUUUACCAGUUUCUAAAAAGCCUGAUAACCAUAUUAUUUGCACUUGGCAAUUAAAAUGUCAUCAUGUAAUUAAUUCACUUAUAAUGUUACUACCAAAAAUGAAUGGUUACACAUUAAAAGAGCGGUCUUACAAC